UCGGUGAUGACUCCCACAGCCUCUUUCUUUUGCAAAUACCUCCAUCACGGUCUCUAAUGUCCGAUUUCGCUGCGCUUCCAGGAUUCUACAAGCUGCUGUUUCUCUAUCUCGAGCCCGCCUCGACAGCAAUUCCCGGCUUAAUGAUACUCAUCUAUCCAGGGUCUACAUGGUUCCAUCAUCAGCUAAUCCCAAGUUCAACCGAUCCCCUGCCGAAAGGAUUCUUGGAUGACCGGACAAACAUGGCUAUCUGGCAGUUAGCUGGAUGCUAUUUCCUUCUCGGAAUGAUCUCUUCCUUUGUUUUCAGAGCAGUUCGCAGCGCACUCAAACACGAUUCCAAGAGUCAAGAACGUGUUGUUGGUUCAUUACUCCUCCCUUUGGCAAUUGCGGAUGUCAUCCACAUUUCGUCCAGCUUUAUUGGUUUACCUCCAGAUCUUCGAUUGAACGUCCAAGAAUGGAACGGGACUACACACGGGAAUAUUACAAUCACCACGUUCUUGUUCAUUGCGAGGGUGGCGUGGUUCCUUGGGAUAGGACGACCGCGAUAUUAUUUUGGUCAAAACUCUACUGCAGUCAAAAAAGUCCAAUGAAGGACCCUGGACUUCGUUGUUUGAUUCAUAGGUUCUAAAUCUAUCACUCGAAUACUACUUUGUCUCACAAUUCACGUGCGCUGCGACGUAAACGCAAUUCCCGGCCGAAAUACAACC
Molecule: messenger RNA, 704 nt
Organism: Marasmius oreades (fairy-ring Marasmius)
Lineage: Eukaryota; Fungi; Basidiomycota; Agaricomycetes; Agaricales; Marasmiaceae
Exons: 6
Coding region: 57-587 (176 amino acids)
Source: RefSeq, a predicted model, not a curated record